Messenger RNA from Gaeumannomyces tritici R3-111a-1, 3764 nucleotides. RefSeq lists its product as hypothetical. Bases 1321 to 2775 code for a protein of 484 amino acids. The transcript has 2 exons. Lineage: Eukaryota; Fungi; Ascomycota; Sordariomycetes; Magnaporthales; Magnaporthaceae. The record is from RefSeq and is a predicted model, not a curated record.
GAUUGAGUGACGGGAACGGGCUAGUACGGGCCUGGUACUUUGGUACUUGGGCAAGCUCCCCCGUCAUAACAACCACGCACAGGCAAAAAUGAUCGAGAUCGAUCGACACGGGGUUUGUGCUGAUGGCAGACAGCAGAGCUCUCUCUCGCACGCCUUUCUCGAACCGCCUCCCUCGGCCCUUUACCGUCUCUGCUGCAACUGCAACCGCUUUGUCCGCAUUGGGCUAACCACCUAGAUCAAAUGCCUUGCCAUGCUUGCCAAUGCCUUGGAUAUCCAUACAGGCAAGUCCCUCGAGGCGCUGCACCGGCCUGCGUCUCUCUUUCAUCCAUGUUUGUUUUAUUUGUCUUGCUCUGCUUUCCUCGUGCGCGCGUCCACGCCACACACCCCUCCCGUCUGCUAGGUAGGUACCAGAGUCCCAGACCCCCCCCAGAGUCCCAGACCCCCAGAGUACCAGAGUGCCAGCCCAGGCCCGGUGCGGCAACGCGGGCCCCUGCCUGCCUUGCUUCCCUGCAGCCGGUGGUUUUGCUCCUGGCGUGCCACACAGUGCACUCUCUCACUCCAGCAGGGGCGUGCCGCCAAGGACCAGCACACCCACCCGCUCCCCGUCUUAUAUAUCUAUUCACGCCUGCCCUCACUCUUCCCUCGCCAACGCCUAGGCCACGGGCAACACCAACCGGUCAUCCUCUCUCGGCCCAAACCACUUCGGGAAAAAAGUAUUUUCACCUCCCCCACGCGUUGCCUCAACGCCGCACUUUUUCAACCGUCUUCUUCCCCACACAUUUCGCUUCGGCUCCUCUCGACACUUGAACACCGUCACCUGUCGCCAGCGCUCCCCCUUGCGCCUUCGCGACAACCCGUCCUCCACGUCAACUCAACACGUACCACCGACGAAGACCUGGAUCGCCAAAAAAUUACCUCCAAGAUCCCCGUUGAGAUCUCGAGAUACACCUGCGCCAUUACGCCCUCGAAAUAAGGUGCCUCUCGGCAGGGCUGUAACCUAAAGCUCCACGAGAUUAUUGUGUUGCUCACACACCGGAUAUAACACGUCAAGCUUGCCCCUGAACACUCUGGCAUCUCUCGGUGCUCAGCAGAGCGAGCCAUUACUUGGAGAACUGUGUCAAGUCACUCGGAAUAGCUCCUUCGUGGAGCGUCUUGCGAGAGCGCCUCAUCGUCAGGCCCUUCUACCACCUCGGAGUCACGCCCAGGCGCCAAUCUAACAGACAGGGGGCAUCCACGGGAGCCGCUGGUUCGAGACGCUGCGCUCGACGUUCUGCGCAUCAUCUCGGGGAAGCAAGCAGAGUUGUUCGCACAAACGAUUUAAUGCCUAAACGAUAUCUCGAUGUUUCGAACACCAUGCCCUUGGACCGGAUCCAAAGAAAGACGGAGCGUUCUCACGAGGAGAACCAGGAGCGGGCCUACAUUGCGGCUUCCCGACGAGCCGACCGGAGCAUCGAGGCGCGUGUUCAGUCUGCACGGAUGGCCUCGGAUAUCCACAGGCGGCGGACUGGCAAGGGAUUCAAGAUAUCCGAGGAAAUUGUAAUGAAGGAGGAGAUGUACGAAGAAGAGGAGGACGACCUACCACGCUAUCGGGCCUUGGCGGCUCUUGGACACCGUCCUCCGAGCGGCGCCGAAACCACCGAUCGCUUCGGCCAGUAUGGCGUCGGUGACCUUGGCCUCGGCGGCAAGCUCGAACACAUGCGUGAGAUCGAACGGCAAUUCGAAGAGAGCUUCCCAAACGCCGCCCACAUGUCGCAGGGAACCUUUCUCGGACAUAUUGGUGCCCGACAGUCAUUCCAGCAUUUUCAACAGCAGCCGCAGCAGAACCCUCAGCAGCAACAGCAACAACACCAGCCGCAGCGCAAACGCCAUCAGCAACACGAGCCCCCCAACCGCGGGUUCUCGCACUCGCCAAUGCUUGACUACGCGUCCCGGUACGCUAGGGAGCGUUCCCAGUCCAUCAGCCAAGCAUCCGCCGCUUUCGAUAUGGCGACGCGGCGCCAUACAAUUGCUGUCGGCAUGCCCUCCCACCACAGUUUUCAGCCCCAGCUGCAGGCCGGUGGUCUAGGUGAUGAUGCUGGGAGCAGCAGCCUCUCACCUCCUGCCUUGACCCCCGGUGCUGUCGGUAGUAGCGGCAGCAGCAGCAGCGGCGGUAACGCCAUCGAGACACCCACAAUGCAGUACCAGCCCAGCUUCGCGCCUACGAACUCCUUUACAAACCUUCCAGCGACGACAUCCAUGGACGCGUUCGGAAGUGCGGCAAUAACAUCUGGACCCGACGGCGUGCCCUUCCUGUUUUCACCCCACUCUACGACCAACUUCCACUCGCAAGGGUCAGAGCACGACAUCGCGGAAGGUGCGCUGGGUAGCGACUGGGGCGCCGAGCGGGUCUUUUACCGGGAGCCCAGCAUGUAUCCCCGCGACAUGGACCUGGAGACGAGAGACGCAUGUGGCGGCUGCUUCGACCAGCGUCCGCCUUCAGCCGCUAGCAGCGGAGGUAUGUCGCAGUCUAGAAAGGCUCCCCAGCAUCAUCAACAACCCCCCGUGGCUACGACCAGCGCGCCAGACGACUACUUUGGCCAUAUUCCCACGAUUACCGCUGGGCCUCCCUUGACCCGGUUCGAGAACCUGAUCGAUCCUCGCAGCGGUUCGCGAAGCGCUGCUGUUACCCCUGGAACAGACGGCUUUGACACUUUCUUUGACAUGGACAACUACGCUCGGGCUGUGGCUGCUGCCAGUGCGGCUGCGCCUCCUUGGAAUAACCAGACCCAAAACUAGUUGGCUUAGGGAUAUGGGAAGGGUGCGGCGACGCGUGCAUUCUCUUGGAAUCUCUCCAUCGGCAUCAUGGCCAGGUCUUGUGCCUGACCCCUUCCCAUCUUUCCUCUUAAUUUCGUACCCUAGCAGAAGUCACUUGGGAGCAGACAAGCACACGCAGCAACCACACCGAGAAAAAGAAAACAGCACAAAACAUCUCCUUGAUUCAAAAGCAUAUUGCGCUUGAUACACACAAUCCCCAGAUAGUCCGCCGCGACAGAGGCAUGAUCUGUCGGACGACGACUUCUCGGCACUCUUUCCGAGUUUCUUUUGUCUCGACGCGUUGUUUUGAGUUUCUGUGGUAUCCUGGGAUUCGAGCACAGAUCGGUGAGAUUUGGGUCCUAACUUUGCAUGGACUUGUGUUGUCUUGCGCUUCGGGGCCGCCUCUCGUCCCCACUGAGGAUCGAGGUCCUGAUCAGGUGUCCGUCAGCUUUUUGCCUUCGCAGCGGGAGCACUGGAUCCGGCAUCAGCCUUUUCCGCCCAUCACCUCCCUUUAUUCCCUUGAUUCCCCCUUUUCUCUUUUUCUUCUUUUUUUUCGUUGCCUUUACUUUUUUUUUUUUUUUUCUUUUCUGUUUUGCGCGGCCGGUACACAAAAAAGUCCGCAAGGAAGCACGUGAUACACACUGAUGAAUACAGGAUGAGGGGAGCUGGGUAACACUCUGAUGAAGCCAUGAUAUACACAGCAUUUUGGUUGGGAACAUAGCACGGCGCAUCACGUCUUGCUGGCGCAAGGGGGCUGCAGAGCACAUACACGGAUGGGACAGCACAUGUAUUGGAAGGGAAGCUUUUCUGGGAGGCUCGCGGUUUAAUUUCUCAGCGACUUGGGACUUUUUUCUUGCUGUGUUUCCUUUUCUCAUUUCCUUCUUGUCACGAAAACUAAGAUACCACACGCGCGCUUAGAAAUCAGUAUUGAUCCUAGCAUCAAGAAUAAUAUCACCAAUGUCUGCUCCGAA